UUCUGGCAUGAGGCGCGGCAAUUUGGAAUCAAGUCGAGCGUCGUGUCAUCGAUCGCCGCCUGUCUGGGAAAGCAACCGCGAUGGGCUCCGCUUAUGUCUCGAUAACUUUAUCGGCGUUCACUGACAGCUUAAAGUUAUUUAUCGACUAAUGCUGCGACAUUUCUACCUUUAUACUACGACGUGAACGGCAACAGCUUCAAGUUAAGCUUGUGUUAGUGAGUGAGCAGAAUGCAGAGCGGUACCUUGCAUUGUGAGGAGCAGCUGAGGUCCACACUCUGCUGCGACGACAAGGACAAUCUAAAGCGAAAGUUGGACCAGCUCCGGCAGGAGUAUCUCAAGAUUGCCCAGAAACUGCAGCGUGCCGAGCAACUGGAGGGAGUGCGGAAACACGUGAGAAAUGAUGGUGCUCCGACCCGCCGCUGCCAGGACCAGCCAGGCCCAGACGGGGCGUCAAAGUCGACUGCUGGAGCAAGUCCCGCCCACUCCAGCUAUAGCGGCACGGACAGGACUUUGGUCGCGUCUACGCCCAGACUGAAAGCGAAUGGCAGCGACACGCUCGGCGCUUCCAGAGCCAGUCCGACCUUGCGCCUGCGCUCCCGCCGCAGCCGCCUGCGCUGGCAGAGGCGCAGCCAGGAAGCGGGAACCUCGCAAGACGAGGCGAGGUUCGUCGGCGAAAGCCAAAGCUCGGACUCGCCGUCGCCCUCUCUGCUGCUGUCGCAUUGGAGCCUUCCGUCACGCCAGGAUGACAAACAAGACGGCGGGAGGGAAGCGGACGUGCCGGAUGACCUCAAUGGAACUGACAAUGGCUCAGGAGGAGAUGGAGGACACCUUAGGCUUGAGGAGAAAACUCUUGUCAACUCGCCUCGUUUAUGCAGUGGAGAAACGAGAGGGGGAGACGAAGGAGAGCGCCGGCCGGAGUCCUGCACCUUGGUAGAGGGACUACCUUUCCCCGUGGAGUACUAUGUGCGCACAACCAGACGCAUGACUCGAUCGCAGAGCCAGCCGGACCUGCGGGCCGUCAUCCAUACCCAGCUGAGCUCGGGGCGACCUCGCCGGAAGCGAGCCGGCGCCAUGAACGUCAGGGACGUCGCCGCGGAGCCCGUUACUCACCCUCGAGUUGCUGGUUCGCGGAGGGGUCGGAAGAGCCGGAGGGGGCGGGGCAGGGGGAGACCUUUGCUUUCUACUGGCCUGUGUCACCAUGAGGCGGACUCCCACCCGAGGCUGGAAGAGCCAGCUCCCGAUGAAGGCCAGAUGGUAUUCCCACCGUCCGCCCCGCAGGAGCCGGUCACCCCACUGGCUUCAAGUUCUGAGAGCUGGCGUUGCCUUCUCCUCCCCACUCCCAAACUCACCCCGACGCCACCACUUCCUCCCCUCACGCAACUGGUGGGCCACCUGCCGCACUUUGUCCUCCAUCGGGACUUCCACUUGCCCGACGAGCACUUUGCCUCCCUGAAGCUCGACAAACUCCGCCGGGUGGCCGCGGAAUCCGGGAUGGAAGCUUUCGCGAUGCCGCGGCGCAGCGCAACUCCGGCGACGGCUCUCGGGGCGCCGCUCCACUUCAAAUCUGCGAAAUCGUCCGACCUUUCAGAUGACGAUGACCCCAAAAAUACGGACAUGCGACUCCCACAUCCUGACCCUGACGACACAUGUCUGAGUCCAGCGGAACGACAACCGAAAGGUUCGGAACGCCAUCGGGACGCCAUUCUCUCCUGUGAUGCCCCCCUACUGCUAGACCAGGAGGACAACAGGCAUCAAGAGUUUUUUUCCCCCAAAGCGGUCCAAAACAGCCACAGUACCCAGUCUGGGCUGCAACUGAGCCCUCCGGAGGCCUCCGCCCCACUGCACCCCAUGUCGCCCGCCCUCCCCUCCAGCCCGGAGCCGCCCUCGCUGGGGCUCCCCCCGCUCGCUGCAUCGCCCGUGGCUGCCGUCACCCCUUCGCUCAGCCCCUCGUCCCCGCUUUGCCGCCCCCCGGCCUUCUCCCCUGCGAUUGGGUGCUCCCGACCGCCGGCGCUUGACCCCCAAAUGGCGGUGGGGGGUCACGGAAGCUGCACGCUAAAGGCCCCAGCAGGAGGCGCUCUGGUGGACGCCUGCUGCCUGUCGGACUCAGACGGCCACUUGUGCGUCGUCGCGGCCGGAAAGUGGGCGGCGUCUUGGUGGAGUCGGGCGCCGUCGUGCUCUUGGGCACGACGACACGUGUGGUCCUUCACCCAACCAUUGUUGAAUGUGUUUCCCGUCCCGGGCGGCGCCGGCUUGGUGUGUGUGACUCUCGGUGAGCUGGAGAUCAAUGAAGUGAGGGUGCUGUCGUGCGGCGGCGGCGAGCCGGCGGCGCUCCUCCGCGGCGACGUGCAGGCGGCGGCGGGCGUGGCCGAGUCCCGGGUGGUCACCUCCUCCCGCUCGAACAUGGGCUGGACGCUGCAGGCCUUCACGCUGGCCAGCGAUGGCAGCGCCUCCCACUGCGUCCAUCUCGCCACGCCUGACAUUUGCGUUCGGGCCUUGGCCCCGGUCGACGUGCUGCCCGACGCUCUGAUCGGCACCGACGAGAGAGGGCGACUCUUUGUCUGGAAUUUGAAGAAUGGACACUUGCUGCAGAAAGUCCAACUGGAUGCCAGUUUAUCGCACACGACCUGUUUGAGAGGAUUUUCCUGCCGCGGUGUGCUGUUAGUCCUCCUGCAGCAUCUGUUUGCGGACUGCCCACACGCGAGGCAAAACAGCACCAACGAUGAAACGUUCCCCAAUCAAAGAGAAAAGAAGAAGCCGGCACUUUUUUCCAUGCUCGCGGUGAACCCUCUCAGUGGCAAAAGCAUCCUUGCCGCCCCUUUGGAGACGCCCGCGUCCUGGUCGGGAAGCAGGCUGGGCGAAGCAGACGCCAGCGACGCGGCGGCGGUGGCCACGAAUCAGAGUGGCUGCGUGUGUGUGUGGUCCCUGAGGCGGCGGCACGAGGGCGUCACGGUGAAAGCGGCCCCCGACGGCGAGGGCUGGCAGCUAGCCCGCUGGGCGGAGGACGGCGCCACGCUGGUGACGGGCCACGGCAACGGCGACGUCACCUUGCACUUUGACCUUGCCGCUCAGGACCAUUUUAUGUGAUUUGGAUGAUUGCUGCUCGUUUUAGAGCGCUAGUCUCACACUCACUGAACUGGACUCUUUUUCUAAUUUUAUUACAAUGCGUCCGACUUUGUUGCUAAUAUCUGUUCAAAAAAAAGGUUCUGUAAUUUGCAUUAAACUUGUCAAUUUUGUAAAUAAU
This is a messenger RNA of Syngnathus typhle (broad-nosed pipefish), 3241 nucleotides long. It is a transcript of the gene palb2, whose product is annotated as partner and localizer of BRCA2. Gene Ontology annotation, biological process: double-strand break repair via homologous recombination. The coding region runs from base 229 to 3084 and encodes 951 amino acids. Lineage: Eukaryota; Metazoa; Chordata; Actinopteri; Syngnathiformes; Syngnathidae. The record is from RefSeq and is a predicted model, not a curated record. Gene Ontology annotation, cellular component: nucleoplasm. Gene Ontology annotation, molecular function: DNA binding; protein binding. The transcript is spliced from 14 exons.